CUUGGCAACUAUGUUGCAGAUGGCGGAAUUCUUCGCUUUCUUUUCGAAAAAAUUGCGCUAAGUGAUUUGUUUAUUUUUAUAAUCAAUUCAAUUUUCUGAAGUUCGCGUUGUGGUUCCUUUUGAAGUGUUACUCAACUUUCUCUCGGUUUGAAUAAAUAAUUUUGAAGCAUACGCCGACGCCGACGUCUGCCUUUUGAAAAGAGAAGUAAGCCACCGUUGCUGAGUAUCGAUUUCGCUGUAAAAUACAAUGGGCAAGAAGAAGAGUAAGAGAAAACCUCCGCCGAAACGGAAAGCAAUCCAACCACUGGACACACAAUUCAAUUGUCCCUUCUGUAAUCACGAAAAGUCUUGUGAAGUAAAAAUGGAUAAAAGUCGAAAUUCGGCGAGAAUAACUUGUACAGUAUGCUUAGAAGAUUAUCAAACAACUAUUAACUUUUUAUCGGAGGCGAUAGAUGUAUAUAAUGACUGGGUUGAUGCCUGCGAAGCUGCUAAUUAAUGCCUAUCCCUUCAUGUAGCAAAUUGAUGUGUACUGGUGUUAUGUGGUUCCUCUGUGUCAUAAAUUAAGUUGCUGUUUUGACGUGUGUCCGUUUUGGAGUCAUGAACGAUAUCAGAUUUCGCUUGCUUCGAAUCGAAAUGAAGCAAUUAAUAUUAUAUUGAAAUUGUAAAUAUAGUUAUAAUUUUUCUUAAGAAUAUCAAUCAUCUGUGAAUUGGUAGCGUAAUGAUGUGUAGCACUAUGUGCUGUGUUGUGGCCAAAUAGUGUUAUUAAGAUAUUCAGUUUUUUAUUAUUUUCUAUUGAGACGAAGUGUUUCGGUCGAACAAACGUGCAAUUUUCAUGUAAUACCUAUCGAUUAAAAGAAUUUCAGUUAAUUAAAGUUUUUGAAAUUUUGGUUA
Molecule: messenger RNA, 891 nt
Organism: Planococcus citri (citrus mealybug)
Lineage: Eukaryota; Metazoa; Arthropoda; Insecta; Hemiptera; Pseudococcidae
Product: transcription elongation factor 1 homolog
Exons: 2
Coding region: 248-496 (82 amino acids)
Biological process (GO): transcription elongation by RNA polymerase II
Cellular component (GO): transcription elongation factor complex
Molecular function (GO): RNA polymerase II complex binding
Source: RefSeq, a predicted model, not a curated record